Messenger RNA from Seriola dumerili (greater amberjack), 590 nucleotides. Its product is annotated as relaxin-3-like. Bases 148 to 540 code for a protein of 130 amino acids. Gene Ontology annotation, molecular function: hormone activity. Gene Ontology annotation, cellular component: extracellular region. The transcript has 3 exons. The record is from RefSeq and is a predicted model, not a curated record. Lineage: Eukaryota; Metazoa; Chordata; Actinopteri; Carangiformes; Carangidae.
GGGAAAAAGCAAUAGCACAAUUCAGCUGAAUCAUUAGUGGACAUAAAUUAUUUCCUCAACGUUAAGAGCUUCACCUCUAGUUCCACGUGUGUAUUUCCCCACGCUACAGUACUGGCUGUGUGUCUGCUGGUGGCUGGGGUUCAGCCCAUGGAGGACCCAACAUAUGGGGUGAAGCUCUGUGGCCGGGAGUUCAUCCGAGCAGUCAUCUUCACUUGUGGGGGCUCACGAUGGAGACGGUCACUCAAGAGCACAGCAGAUGUUUCAGAGGACCCAUUUAGCUCCCGUCAGGAUGAGUCCUCAGAGGGUUUGAGUCACAAUUCGGUGGUGGAGAGUCUUCUCCAAAGAAACAGAGAUCUAAGCUUCACAUCUAGAGACAACCAGGAGGGAAUAUUUAGCAGGCCGACCCGUUCUUUCAUCACUGAGGAGAUCCUAGAAGCCCUGCGCAAGGCUGACCGCAAAGGCCGGGAUGUGGUGGUGGGUCUGUCCAAUGCCUGCUGCAAGUGGGGCUGCAGCAAGAGUGAGAUCAGCUCACUUUGUUGAGAGUUGACCUUCGCCAUCUGAGUGGAUACAUCGGCAGGCAUAUUAUAUAC